Messenger RNA from Nestor notabilis (Kea), 155 nucleotides. RefSeq names its product bolA family member 3 (gene BOLA3). The annotation marks the transcript as partial. The record is from RefSeq and is a predicted model, not a curated record. The transcript has 2 exons. Lineage: Eukaryota; Metazoa; Chordata; Aves; Psittaciformes; Psittacidae.
GAGGCUGCGGUGCCAUGUAUGAGAUUCACAUCGAGUCGGAGGAGUUCAGGGAGAAGCGAACGGUGCAGCAGCACCAGAUGGUGAACGAGGCACUAAGUGAGGAGAUCAAGAGCAUGCAUGGACUGCGCAUCUUCACUUCCACCCCCAAACCUUGA